AUGGCACGGGACAUAUAUCUCGAGGACAAGUCACGCCGGGAUAAUAGCGAUGGCCGUCAUAUCGCAUGCAAGCGGCAGAUUGUGAAGGGCAAACAGUUCAGCGCUGCUGGUAAAUAUAAGAUCGGGAGCGACAUCGGUCUGCACGUGGCUUUGUAG
Molecule: messenger RNA, 156 nt
Organism: Parastagonospora nodorum SN15
Lineage: Eukaryota; Fungi; Ascomycota; Dothideomycetes; Pleosporales; Phaeosphaeriaceae
Exons: 2
Coding region: 1-156 (51 amino acids)
Source: RefSeq, a predicted model, not a curated record